AUGACGAACAAGACACUCGACCCAUACACCGCGAAGGCGGAGAACAACAACCUCUCGCCGCAGGAGAAGAUCGAGGGCCUGCAUGCCAUCUUGAAGAGCGUCAAGACCGGCAUGCUCACCACACGCACCACCUCGGGCGACCUUCACUCUCGCGCAAUGGCGCCCGCUGGACCGUUCAACCCGACCCAGGUGACGCUCGUGUUCAUCGCGAACAAGGCAUCCGCCAAGUUUGACGAGAUCGAGAACGACGCGCACGUCAACGUGUCGUUCUACGACGAGUCGUCGACCAACUGGGCGUCGUACGCUGGCAUCGCCAAGAUCUCCCAGGACAGGGAGAAGAUUGCCAAGCACUGGAGCUCCGCUACCGCUGCGUGGUUUGGCGACCUAAAGGACGGCGUUCACAAGGGCGACCAGCUCGACCCUCGCGUCGCUGUGAUCGAGGUUAUCCCGGAGGAAAUCGGUACUGGCACUCAACGCGCGGAACGGUCGGAAAGGCGGUCGAUGUCGCUGACAAUCUCGAAGGCGGAGGUCCAGCUCUUGAACGGCCUCCAAUCAAAGUAA
This is a messenger RNA of Fomitopsis serialis, 561 nucleotides long. RefSeq lists its product as uncharacterized. The transcript has 5 exons. The record is from RefSeq and is a predicted model, not a curated record. Lineage: Eukaryota; Fungi; Basidiomycota; Agaricomycetes; Polyporales; Fomitopsidaceae. The coding region runs from base 1 to 561 and encodes 186 amino acids.